Messenger RNA from Musa acuminata subsp. malaccensis (wild Malaysian banana), 2436 nucleotides. RefSeq names its product transcription repressor KAN1-like. Gene Ontology annotation, molecular function: transcription cis-regulatory region binding. NCBI's taxonomy places the organism in Eukaryota, Viridiplantae, Streptophyta, Magnoliopsida, Zingiberales, Musaceae. The record is from RefSeq and is a predicted model, not a curated record. Gene Ontology annotation, biological process: abaxial cell fate specification; regulation of DNA-templated transcription.
AAGUUAUUGCAGUCCACAAGCGGAGUCAGUGGGGGAAAGGAAUCCCCCGCACGAGCCUUCUCAUUCCCCUCUUUACUUUUCUCCUAUUUUCUUUUUGCAACCCUUCUUCUUCUUCUUCUUCUUCUUCUUCUUCCGAAUGAAACGUAACAGAAGAGAAGUUUGGAUCUUUCUCUUCCAGUAGUCCUUUCUCCAGUGUCAUUUUCUCAUAUAUACUCCCCUCAAGGUCACCAAAGCACUACAAUUUCUCUGUCCCCCCAUCAUCUACUACCGUCUACAUUCAUCUCUCUCUCUCUCUCCAAGAGCCCUCAUCUCUAUCCUAGGAGAGAACUAGGACUGAAACAAAUUCGUUCUUCUGUUGCUUCGUUUUCUCUCCUUUGUUCUCUCUAAACUAGCUAAACUGGUCCUUCUUCCUAGACCUAGGAGCACUACAUGCUCCUUUGUUCUUUAGCACUCCUCAUAUCUAUCAGCUAAGUAGCGAACAGAUACAGCACAGGCUCCAAAUCCUCACUGUCCCUCUUAGGUCUGCUUCACCCCUAGGAAAACAAGAUCCUUUCUGCACUUGGCCUCCAUCUAUUAGCUCUUCUGUUAAGCAACAGAAGAGAGAGUUUUUUUCCGCCCCCUUCCCUCCCUCUCUUUCACCCUCUCUUCUUAUCUCUGAAUCACUUUUAAUACAUUUACUAGGAAGUGACAGCUAGAGUGGAUCUAAAUGUGCAAUUGCAGUCGGCCAUCCAGCAGGGAAGUAGUAGAAAAGUAAACAGAAAGGAGGAGAGGGAAUAGAAAUGCCAGUCGAAGAGGUCCUCAUGGAAGCUAUCUCCACCUCGUCGCCGGAUCUCUCCUUGCACAUCAGCCCCCCGAACGCUGCUUCCUCCUCCUACGCCGACGCGGGAAUCGGCGCUGACCACGACAAGCUUCACCGGGAGAUCCGCGCCGUCGAGUGGCACACAGGCGGCGGAAACGAGGCGUACACCGAGCUCUCGCUCUCCUAUCCUUCGGCUGUGUCGGAGGCCGAGAGCCCGUGGCGGCAACAGAGGUUAUCGGUGCAAAGGUCGCCGCUGCCAUUCGACCACUGCCACAGCAACCAGCGGGCGCUCGAGGGCUUGAUGGAUGGCUCGAGGCCGAUCAAAGGCAUCCCGAUCUACAACAACAGUCCCUUCCCUUUCCUCCAUGUCGAUCCCAAGAUUGGGAUAUACAACCAGGUCUCAUCCUAUUCUCCUCAAUUGCCCUCCUCCCUGUGCUUGUCAUCGUCACCCUCUCCACCGACCUGCUCCCCGCCAGCCUCAUCGUCCAAUUUGGGGACGAUCGCGUCGUCCUUCUUCAACCCGGUCGGCGGUGUCUCGGGAUACCAUCGACUGCCCACUCCGCCGACGAGGCUCAACGGACUCUCAUCACCCGACCUAUUGAUCAAGAACCAGCAACAGCAGCAGCUCUUCCACCCCCAGCAACAGCACUACCACUACAACAACCAGUAUGGCAUCGGAUCGUUCGAGGCCUCGCACAACAUGAUGAGGUCCAGGUUCAUGCCGAAGCUCCCAGCGAAGCGCAACAUUCGCGCACCGCGAAUGCGGUGGACCAGCACGCUCCAUGCGCGCUUUGUCCAUGCCGUGGAGCUCCUCGGCGGCCAUGAGAGGGCAACCCCCAAGUCAGUGCUGGAGCUCAUGGAUGUCAAAGACCUCACUCUCGCUCAUGUCAAGAGCCAUUUGCAGAUGUAUAGAACUCUGAAGACCACUGACAAGCCCCCAGGUCAAUCGGAUGGCUCCGGUGAAGAAGAUUUCGCUGCAGGGAACCCCGAUCUUAACUUCCGACAACUCAUGGAGCAAAGAGCGUCGGAUGGGACUAAACCAACUCAAGAUUUGGACUUCCCUCCCAGCAUUACCAACACCACUUCUCGAUGGAGUAACUCAUCAAGCAGAAGUGCAUGGGAGCAACCGAGUGCAGGUGAUGGAAUUCGGCCAUCAGAGUUCUCCUCUGAUAUUGAGGAUGGAGAUACUUAUCGAUCCAAUGCUUCACAAGUAGCUCAUCUAGAACACAAAAACCCUAGUUUGGAGUUUACAUUAGGGAGACCGGACUGGGAUGCGACGGAGCACGUUUGAUGCUAUGCGAUAGGGUGAGUUGAUAUGUUGGUCCACUGUUACUGCUACAGGGAGACGAAGAGGUACGGAGGUUUACAUGGAUCAGUAAGCGUGAAGAUAGACUGAAGCAAUGUAACUCCUGCUGUACUACGAAUUCUUCUCUUUUCCUUUUCUCUUUUUGUGUGAACACUUUAGUCGUGUGCAUGGGAUGACUAAAGCUGAAGUAGUUGGUGAUGGUAGGAAGCUGUCAUUUACAUGCACGAGGAAAAGUAAAGCUGUUCUUGUGAGGCAAGAGCAUCAUAUUCUUGCUUUCCUCGUUUCCAGAAUGUUGUCAAUGGUCGAAUGUGAAAUCUUUGAUCUACGUAUG